Sorex fumeus (smoky shrew) is the source of this 1132-nucleotide messenger RNA. It is a transcript of the gene FDPS, whose product is annotated as farnesyl diphosphate synthase. Gene Ontology annotation, cellular component: cytoplasm. The coding region runs from base 18 to 1079 and encodes 353 amino acids. Lineage: Eukaryota; Metazoa; Chordata; Mammalia; Eulipotyphla; Soricidae. Gene Ontology annotation, biological process: trans, trans-farnesyl diphosphate biosynthetic process. Gene Ontology annotation, molecular function: (2E,6E)-farnesyl diphosphate synthase activity; dimethylallyltranstransferase activity. The transcript is spliced from 10 exons. The record is from RefSeq and is a predicted model, not a curated record.
CUGCAUCCACGAGCAGAAUGAACGGAGACAAGAAAUCAGAUGCUUCUAAUCAAGAGAGGCAGGAUUUCAUGCAGCACUUCUCCCACAUUGUCAAGGUGUUGACUGAAGAUGAGCUGGGGCACCCUGAGAUAGGGGACGCCAUCUCCCGGCUCAAGGAGGUCCUGGAAUACAACUUGAUCGGAGGCAAAUGCAAUCGUGGAAUGACGGUGCUGGCGGCCUUCCGGGACCUGGCUGAGCCCAGGAAGCAGGAUGCCGAGAGUAUUAAACAGGCCCUCACUGUGGGCUGGUGUGUGGAACUGCUCCAGGCUUUCUUCCUGGUUUCGGAUGACAUCAUGGAUUCGUCUCUAACUCGUCGGGGACAGCCCUGCUGGUAUAAGAAGCCGGGCAUAGGUCUGGAUGCUGUGAAUGACGCUCUGCUCCUGGAGGCGUGUAUCUACCGCCUGUUGAAGCUCUACUGCCGGGAGUUGCCCUGUUACCUGAACCUCAUCGAGCUCUUCCUGCAGACUACCUAUGCGACUGAACUUGGGCAGACUCUGGACCUCAUAACGGCCCCGCAGAACAAUGUGGAUCUUGCCCGAUUCACUGAAAAGAGGUACAAAUCCAUUGUCAAGUACAAGACUGCCUUCUACUCCUUCUACCUCCCUGUUGCUGCUGCCAUGUACCUGGCGGGCAUUGACGGGGAGAAGGAGCACACUAAUGCCAAGAAGAUCCUAAUGGAGAUGGGAGAGUUCUUUCAGAUCCAGGAUGAUUACCUGGACCUCUUUGGGGACCCCAGUGUGACGGGCAAGAUUGGCACUGACAUUGAAGACAACAAGUGCAGCUGGCUGGUGGUCCAGUGUCUGCAGCGGGCCUCUCCAGAGCAGCGCCAGAUCCUGCAGGAAAAUUACGGGCAGAAAGAUGCCAAGAAGGUAGCUCGGGUGAAGGCGCUCUACGAGGAAAUGGAUAUACCCACCGUGUACACACAGUAUGAGGAAGACAGUUACAAUCGCCUUAUGAGCCUUAUCGAGCAGUUUGCCAAUCCCUUGCCGGCGACUGUAUUCCUGGGGCUGGCACAGAAGAUCUACAAGCGCAAAAAAUAGCGUGCCAGCGUGCAUGGAGGGAGGCCCUCAAUAAAUUAUUGUUUGAUCUUGUA